Molecule: messenger RNA, 1701 nt
Organism: Penicillium waksmanii
Lineage: Eukaryota; Fungi; Ascomycota; Eurotiomycetes; Eurotiales; Aspergillaceae
Product: flavin-containing monooxygenase
Exons: 1
Coding region: 1-1701 (566 amino acids)
Molecular function (GO): NADP binding; flavin adenine dinucleotide binding; N,N-dimethylaniline monooxygenase activity
Source: RefSeq, a predicted model, not a curated record
AUGUCUUUCAGAACUGAACUAAAAGAAAGCGCCUUUCGUCGGGAAACAACCGGCCCCUACGCCGACAACCUCAUCGUCGAUGCACUAGUCGUCGGUGCCGGAUUUGGAGGUAUAUUCUGUCUUCAUGAGAUGCGAAAAUUGGGACUCAAUACCGUCAUAUUUGAAGCGGGAAACGAGUUGGGAGGUACCUGGAGAUGGAACUGCUACCCUGGUGCCGGGGUGGACUCGGAAGUACCGGAAUACAUGUAUUCAAUCCCAGAGACUUGGAAAGAUUGGACUUGGUCGACCAACUAUCCUUCCUAUGACGAGUUGCGAAGGUAUUUCGAUCAUGUGGAUAGUGUUCUCCAUGUCAAGAAAGACUGUGCAUUCAACAGUGUCGUUGUUGACGCGCAAUUCGAUGUGAAGGAAGGCCGCUGGCACGUCAAGACAGCAGAUGGUAGAUCCGCCAGCGCCAGGUACUUCAUUGUUGCGACUGGCUUCGCCGCCAAGCGAUACAUUCCAGAAUGGUCGGGGAUGGAUCAAUUCAAAGGAAUUGUCCACCAUUCCUCCUUUUGGCCCGACGAACAUAUUGAUGUGCGUGGCAAACGCUGUGCAGUUAUUGGCACUGGGGCAUCCGGCGUGCAAGUAACACAAGCCUGGGGGCCCGCAGCCGGCUCAUUGAAAGUGUUCCAACGAACUCCGAAUCUGGCGCUUCCGAUGAAGAGAAGGGCUCUUACGGUGAGCGAACAAGAGGAGGCCAAGAAGUCUUAUCCUGAGCUGUUUUCUCUCCGUGAGAAGUGCUUUGGUGGAUUUUUGUACACAUUUGACGAAAGAGACACGUUCGACGAUAAUGAAGAGGAAAGACAAGCUUUUUAUGAGAAGUUAUGGGACGAGGGUGGAUUCCGCUUCUGGCUCGCCAACUAUAAGGACUAUCUUUUCGAUCCUAAAGCGAACCGCCCUGCUUACGACUUUUGGUGCAAGAAAACUCGCGAGCGCAUCGGUGACCCAAAACAGCGAGACCUCCUAGCGCCUUUAGAGCCGCCGCAUCACUUCGGAGUCAAACGCCCUUCACUACAAUCCAGCUAUUAUGAACAAUUCAAUCGACCCAAUGUCGAGGUAAUCGAUAUCAAGAACAAUAACAUCGUGGGCUUCACAGAAAACGGCAUUCAGCUACAGGAUGGAGCUGUCUAUGAAUUGGACGUUAUUUGCAUUGCCACUGGCUUUGAUAUUUCGACCGGUGGUAUGACUAACCUGGGGCUGAGGAGUAUCUAUGGUACAGCACUGGAAGAUGAAUGGAAAGCAGGCGCCUACACAUAUCUGGGAACCACUGUGCGUGGCUAUCCCAAUAUGUUCCACCUUUUCGGUCCGCAUGGCCCCACGCUUUUCAGCAACGGACCUACUACUGUAGAAAUACAGGGUCGCUGGAUUGCCCAAGCUAUCAAGCAGAUGGAGCGGCAGAAUAUCAAGUACAUCAAUCCGACACGCGAGGCUAUAGAGAAGUGGAAGAAACGCAUCAAUCAUCUGUCCGAUAUCACCUUAUUCCCUACCACCAAAUCGACCUAUAUGGGCGGGAGUGUUCCUGGGAAAGUAUUUGAGCAGGUCAGCUACGCUGGUGGUGAGCCUGCUUAUGCGCAAGAAAUUCGCUCCGUUCUUCCAAGCUUCGACGGCUUUGAUACUGUCAAGAGCUCAAGGGAGACGGGCCAGGUGUCUAGUAAGAUCUGA